AUGCCCGGUCCCUGGGAGGCGCUGGGGCUGCCGGGCGGCCUGGUCACCCUGAACGUGGGCGGGAAGCUGUACAGCACCACGCUGGAGACGCUGACGCGCUUCCCCGACUCCAUGCUGGGCGCCAUGUUCCGCGGCCCGCAGCCGGCCCUCACCGACAGCCGCGGGAACUACUUCAUCGACCGCGACGGCAAGGCCUUCCGCCACAUCCUCAACUUCCUCCGCUUCGGCCGGCUGGACCUGCCCGAGGGCUACGCGGAGCUCUCGCUGCUGCGGGCGGAAGCGGACUUCUACCAGAUCCGGCCGCUCCUGGACGAGCUGCGGCGGGUGGAGGCCGAGCGCUGGCGCCAGCGGAGCAACGCGGUGCUGCACGCCGACGUGGACGUGUGCAAGCGCCGGGUGCACUUCAACGUGCGCCGCGGGCCCCAGAACUAUGAACUGAGCGCCUGCUCGCUGCACGUCUUCACGGCCAACGUCUUCUGCACGGACAGGCACUUCCUGGCCCUGCUGCGGAGGCGCCUGAGCCACGCCGACGCGCCCGGCGGCGGCUCGGGGGCAGCGCCUCCCGGCAAGGCCCUGGACUGGUCCCGGAGGGAGCCAGAGCCUCUGAGCCCCUCAGAGGGGGAGCCCAGAGGCGGCAGCCAGGGGGGCCCCGGGGCCGCCCACCGAGGGGAGGGGAGGGGCAGGAAGAGGCGCCUGGACAAUGCCAACGGCGAGCCGACAGCCUGCCCAGGCGACUCCGCCGACGAGGGUGCCGAAACCGAUGAGGAGGCCGGGGACCGGUCCUUGGAGAUCUCCCCCGUGGGCACGGCAGCCUGCCACCACCUGUGCCUGGAGUGGACCCCACGCCCCUCGGAGCUCCCCGCGGCGGAAUACGCCAAGCAGCGGCUGCGCUCCCUGUGCGUGGGUGGCCGGGAAGUUAGAACUGCCAGUGGGUUCCUGGAAGAGGUGCUGAAGCUGGCGCUGGCUCAGGGCUUCCGGGUGGACUCGGUCUUCCCCGACCCGGCAGACAUCCUGAGCGCCCGUUCCUUGCGCUUCGUCCGGCACUGA
Messenger RNA from Varanus komodoensis (Komodo dragon), 1047 nucleotides. RefSeq names its product potassium channel tetramerization domain containing 11 (gene KCTD11). Gene Ontology annotation, biological process: protein homooligomerization; positive regulation of neuron differentiation. Gene Ontology annotation, molecular function: protein binding. The record is from RefSeq and is a predicted model, not a curated record. NCBI's taxonomy places the organism in Eukaryota, Metazoa, Chordata, Lepidosauria, Squamata, Varanidae. The transcript has a single exon. The coding region runs from base 1 to 1047 and encodes 348 amino acids.